AUGUCACAUUCAGAAGUCUCCGCCGUAGACCCGCAGCAGCUCAUCCUCCUGGAAAUGAGCUACGUCGCGUUUGCGGAUAACGCAUCAGGUGCCUGCAGGGCCCGUCUCAUCAAUACCGACGUCGGAGUCUACCUCGGUGUUUCAGGCUCAACCGCUAACACAGUGAGUGUCUACUCUGGCACGUCAACUUCCAUGGCCGUCGCCUCGGGUCGCAUCUCGUACACGCUCGGGCUUACUGGUCCGUGCUUCCCUGUGGAUACGGCAUGUUCGGCAUCUCUCGUCGCGCUCCACCUGGCGGAGUGCUCAAGUGCUUGUGUGUGUGGAGAAGGACUGCUGGAAGUGACGGCGUUCGCAGCAUUCAGCGCGGCGGGCAUGCUCUCCGCUUUCGGACGCUGCCACACGUUCGAUCGCCGCGGUGACGGGUACUGCCGCGGCGAAGGUUGCGGAGCUUUUUUACUGGACUCUGAAGUCUCUACCAAGGUUGCUGUCCUUGGCACGGCGCGCGAGCUUGACCGCGCCCAACGGGUCAUCGCAGAGGUGAUUGGUCUCGACGAAGCGCACGGCACGGGAACGGCGCUCGGAGAUCCGAUCGAAGUAGUCUCUUCUGCAAGCGCCAAAUGA
This is a messenger RNA of Aureococcus anophagefferens, 621 nucleotides long. RefSeq lists its product as hypothetical. Gene Ontology annotation, molecular function: 3-oxoacyl-[acyl-carrier-protein] synthase activity; fatty acid synthase activity. NCBI's taxonomy places the organism in Eukaryota, Pelagophyceae, Pelagomonadales, Pelagomonadaceae. Gene Ontology annotation, biological process: fatty acid biosynthetic process. The transcript is spliced from 5 exons. The record is from RefSeq and is a predicted model, not a curated record. The coding region runs from base 1 to 621 and encodes 206 amino acids.